ACGCCCAACCAACGUAAGCGUUGUUAGUAGGAAGAAGAAGAAGCCGAUUCUGGAAGCCAUUACGUUGCGCACAUUAAUUGAGUAAAUCCUACUAUUUGUGCGUAUUGUACGCACAAUUACCUCUCCAAAAGAGCAGUUUCUGCAAUUAUGGCAUCGGUCGCGAAAAAAAGAAAAAUGAAUUUCUCGGAGAGAGAGGUGGAAAUUAUUGUGGAAGAAAUAGAGAAACAAAAGCACACACUGGUUAACCACUUCAAUGCUGGAGUCACCCACAUGGCAAAGAAUAACGCGUGGGUGGAUAUUCUGAAAAAGGUGAACGCUGUCACCACCUGUCCCAGAGAGUUGCCCGAGGUGAAAAAGAAGUGGUCUGACAUGAAGACGGAGGUCCGACGGAAAGUGGCCCAGGCGCGGGCUGCUAUAGAGGGAAUCUCCGCUGACUGCACUCCAGUUCCCGUCAUCCUCACCGCUAUGCAGCAGAGGAUCUGUAACCUCCUGGGGGAGGCCACCAUCAUCAGCUUACCUGCAGGAGACUCGGAUGCUGAGAUAACUUUACCUGUUACAGUGAACGCUGCCGCCACCGUAACACUAGCAGACACUCUUCCAUCGGGCUCAGGUACAGACUGUGAUGAGGCAAAGCCACUCACUGAAACAACUUACCACACCCUAGAGGAUGGAGGCGUAGUGGAGUACUGCACCACCACUGUAGGUGACUCCACUCCCACUGUGGCAGCCGUUGAGGCUCCAGUGGAGAUGCUGGCCUCAUCCUCGGCUUCCCCACCUCCGCCUCAGGGUCAGGCCAAACCUCAGGAGCUGAAGAGCCGCAUUGCCCUCAACUCAGCCCGCCUGCUGCAGGAGCAGAGAGUCACCAACGUCCACAUCCGACAGAUUGCCCAGCACCUGGAGGGCCAGAACGAGCUCCUGCAGAUGAUGCGGCGCUCCCAGGAGGCUCAGGCAUUCGCCCAGGAAAGACAGGCCCAGGCCCUGGAAGGUACCCAGGCUGCCCUGCUAGCAUUAGUGCAGAUGCUCAGGCCUGCUCUCAAAGACCUGCGCAAAUUCCUGCAGAGUGGGAAUGAGGUCACAAACCCCAGCAGCUCAGCAGCAGGAGCGAUAGCUGACAGGCCAGGAACAGAGGAGCAGAGCAGGCCCAAAACACCUCCACAGCAAGCUGAGGAGACACAAUAGCACUGUGUGUGUGUGUGUGUGUGUGUGUGUGUGUGUGUGUGUG
Perca flavescens (yellow perch) is the source of this 1222-nucleotide messenger RNA. RefSeq names its product nuclear apoptosis inducing factor 1 (gene naif1). The transcript has 3 exons. Gene Ontology annotation, cellular component: nucleus. Bases 148 to 1179 code for a protein of 343 amino acids. NCBI's taxonomy places the organism in Eukaryota, Metazoa, Chordata, Actinopteri, Perciformes, Percidae. The record is from RefSeq and is a predicted model, not a curated record.